Molecule: messenger RNA, 931 nt
Organism: Drosophila ficusphila
Lineage: Eukaryota; Metazoa; Arthropoda; Insecta; Diptera; Drosophilidae
Exons: 1
Coding region: 343-723 (126 amino acids)
Source: RefSeq, a predicted model, not a curated record
AUUAAGAAUGAAUUGUUUUUUAUUGCGCCAGUCGUCGAGGCAUAAGUCAAAAGUGCAGGUAAUACACAGGUACCGCGAUCCCAAAAAAAUUGGGAUCGAAAGAGGGCAGGUAAACAAAGGCACCAGGAUAUGACAGCUCGAGGUGUAUAAAAACCAUUGUGGGUGGUGGUAGCAACAUCAAUCGAUCUGCAAACGUUGAACAAGCAACAUCGCAACUGCAAUAUCCUGAAAAAUUAGCAAUAAUAUUUCUGAGUGCAACAUAUCGGAGAGCUCCAAGCAAUAAGCAACAAAUCAGCAUCGUUCAACGGUUUUUCAAGAGACAAAUCGCCAUCAAACGAGAAAAUGCCCCGCUACCAGAAACUUAUCAACGAGACCGACAGCAAACCGGCAACAACUAUUGGCCAGCAACAGCAGCAACAUCGCUAUCAGCAACAGCAUCAAAAGUCGCCGAGCGUGGGUUAUCACCUAUAUUUGUACCGCCAGCAGCUUUCCCAGAAAAAUGUGGAGUACAUGCGGUUGUCCAAAGCCAAGUACUUCAUCACCGACACGCUCCUGGCCAAAACGGUGCGGAAUUUGAAAGGCUGCAGCGUCGAGGAACUGAAGACGGUCAACACACAGAUCGUGUUUCGCCACAAACUCCGCCAUCAGAUCCAACGACUGCGCAAGCUGAAAAGUCUGGGGAUCAAGAACGCCAAUCCCAAGAUGGAGAGCACGGAACUGUGAGGAGGAACCAAAGGAUCUGGACUAUCUGAAGAUUUCUAUAGCUAUGAUUACAACAUAGUUUCGAAGAAUUCUCCUCUAACGUCUACUCAACUUGUAAAUCACUUCGUAUUUUGCCAAGAACUUACAAAGCCUAUUUUAUGAUUAGUUUAAGUGGCGGGCACUGCAUAAAUGUAUAUCUGUUAAUUUUAAGCAAAGAAUUUAAAGUUUA